Molecule: messenger RNA, 16143 nt
Organism: Mauremys reevesii (Reeves's turtle)
Lineage: Eukaryota; Metazoa; Chordata; Testudines; Geoemydidae
Gene: SH3PXD2A
Product: SH3 and PX domains 2A
Exons: 16
Coding region: 274-3591 (1105 amino acids)
Biological process (GO): superoxide anion generation
Molecular function (GO): phosphatidylinositol binding; protein binding; superoxide-generating NADPH oxidase activator activity
Source: RefSeq, a predicted model, not a curated record
CACAAGGGGGCAGCCUGCAGAAGGGAGCUAACUCCCCGGGGGCUGCGGAGCCCCCCCGGUGCCCCCAAUAAACCCUGGCGGCAGAGCCAGCGGGAGAACACCCGUCACCCUCCCCCCGCGUGGAGGACAGCAACCUGGACACUGACUCGGGCACAGGUUCCCAGCUUCCUAGGAAAUCCUCUGGACGGUGAGGAGCUGAUUUGAAAGAAUAAUAAUAAUAAUACAAGGAUACAGCUGGGCCCUGUUUGCUUUUCCUGGUUUUUGUGUGUGAAGAUGCUAUCCUACAGCGUGCUGGACGCAAAUGUGGUGGAUGUGGAGAAAAGGAGAAACCCUUCUAAGCACUAUGUAUAUAUCAUAAAUGUAACAUGGUCUGACUCAACUUCCCAGAUCAUCUACCGGAGAUACAGCAAAUUCUUUGACCUGCAGAUGCAGCUUCUGGAUAAAUUCCCCAUUGAAGGAGGCCAGAAAGACCCCAAGCAGAGGAUCAUCCCCUUUCUACCAGGUAAAAUCCUGUUCCGGAGGAGUCAUAUUCGAGAUGUAGCUGUGAAGAGACUGAAGCCCAUUGAUGAAUAUUGCAGGGCACUCGUCAGGCUUCCUCCUCACAUUUCACAGUGUGAUGAAGUCUUUAGGUUCUUUGAGGCUCGACCUGAGGACAUCAACCCUCCGAAAGAGGAAUAUGGAUCCUCAAAAAGAAAAUCAGUUUGGAUGUCCAGUUUCUCUGAGACUCCAAGGAAGGAUGUUACAGGUGCUGAUGCUAGUUCUGAACCCAUGAUCCUGGAGCAGUAUGUGGUGGUGUCCAGCUAUGAGAAACAGGAGAACUCGGAGAUCAGCCUUCAGGCUGGGGAAGUCGUGGACGUAAUAGAGAAAAACGAAAGCGGUUGGUGGUUUGUGAGUACAGCAGAGGAACAGGGCUGGGUCCCUGCCACAUACCUGGAAUCCCAAAAUGGCACUAGAGAUGAUUCAGAAAUUAACACCUCCAAAGCUGGGGAAGUUUCUAAGCGACGCAAGGCUCACCUGAGACGCCUGGACCGGCGAUGGACGCUGGGCGGGAUAGUCAACAGGCAGCAGAGUCGAGAAGAGAAAUAUGUCACAAUCCAACCGUACACCAGCCAAGGGAAGGAUGAGAUUGGGUUUGAAAAAGGGGUCACCGUGGAGGUCAUCCAAAAGAACCUGGAAGGAUGGUGGUACAUAAGGCAUCUAGGUAAAGAAGGCUGGGCCCCAGCAUCCUACCUGAAGAAGGCUAAAGAUGAUCUUCCGUCUAGGAAAAAGAACUUAACUGGGCCAGUGGAAAUUAUAGGCAACAUUAUGGAGAUCAGUAACCUGCUGAACAAGAAACCAUCCAGCGACAAGGAAACCCAAGCAGAAAACGAAAUGGCGGAAUCCCACAUCACAAAGAAAGAAAUUAGCUUACCCAUCUUGUGCAAUGACUCUAAUGGCAAUGCCAUGAUGACCUCAGACAAGCAGGCUUCGAAACUGGCUCAGGGAUCCCCUGCUGUAGCGAGGAUCGCACCACAAAGAGCUCAAAUAAGCUCUCCAAAUCUAAGAACCAGGCCGCCACCACGGAGAGAAUCCAGUCUGGGCUUCCAGUUACCUAAACCACCUGAGCCGCCGUCAGUGGAGGUGGAAUACUACACCAUUGCAGAAUUCCAGUCUUGUAUUUCUGACGGAAUAAGCUUUCGUGGAGGACAAAAGGCAGAGGUUAUUGAUAAGAACUCUGGUGGCUGGUGGUAUGUACAGAUUGGAGAGAAAGAAGGGUGGGCUCCAGCAUCUUACAUUGAUAAAAGGAAGAAGCCCAAUUUAAACAGAAGAACCAGUACUCUAACCCGACCCAAGGUCCCUCCCCCAGCACCUCCCAGUAAACCAAAAGACGUGGAAGAAGGAACAGCUCCUGGGACUGUUUCAUCAGGAGAAGCCCAGGACUCCCCACAAAAGCUCAGAUAUGAAGAACCAGAGUACGAUGUGCCUGCCUUUGGCUUUGACUCGGAGUCUGAGGUGAAUGAAAGCCAUGGAGAUGAUAGUUCCUUGGAAAAAUGUCUGUUUCAGCCACUUAAGCCAUCUCCUGUCUCAUCCCUGCAGAGGGCAAAGUUCAGAGUUGGUGAGUCUUCAGAGGAUGUUGCUCGUGAAGAAGAGAUCAUCUAUGAAAAUGAGGGAUUCAGGCCUUAUGUGGAGGACACUUCAUCAUGUAAAGAAUCCAGCGGAGACUCGGAUUCCCCAAAAAGCUCCUCUCUGUCUCUAAUCCGAAGAAACUCUCCAUGCUCCAGUUCUCCCAAAUCAUCGCUCCUGAAGCUCAAAUCUGACAAAAGCAUUCAGCCCGAUCUUGGAAAAAGUCACUACUCCAGGAAUGACGAGAUAAAACCCAGAUCAGCCUCAGAUGUUGGCUUACAUAGCAUGCCAAGAACAAGUGCGAAGAAGGAGCCUGGACAGAGCCCCUCAACGAAAGCGAAGCCAAUGGUUAGACCUAAGCCCUUCCUCAAUAAGGCAGAUUCUCAGAGCCAAGAAAAAAUGGAUAUCAGCACUUUAAGGCGUCAGCUGAGGCCAAUUGGGCAGCUCAGAGGUGGACUUCAAGGUUCGAGAAGUGAAGAGUCUGAAAGCCCUCCACAAAUAGCUCCUGAGAGCCAAGACGACUCCCUUAGAAGAAGCUCCGCAGAUCUCAUUACAUCUCCUUCCCAUGCCAUUUUUUGCUCUAACCAUCCAGCCAAGACAGAGCAAGAGAAUGACACAAAAUGUUUUUAUGUGACCUCUGACUCUUACCAAAAGGUUCAGGAUUCUGAACUCUGCUUCCCAGCAGGAGUGGAAGUGGAAGUGUUGGAAAAGCAAGCCAGUGGAUGGUGGUACAUGAAAUAUGGAGAUAUGGAAGGGUGGGCUCCUUCCCACUACCUCGUACUUGCCGAUAACCAACAACAAGAAACUUCAGAGACUGACAUCUCGCUGGGCAGGAACAGAAGAAAUGAAAGCAAGUCAAACAGCUUGGAGAAGAUAGAGAAAAGAGUUCAGGCUUUGAACACCAUCAACCAGAGCAAAAGAGCAAUGCCCCCCAUUCCAAGCAAACCCCCUGGUGGCUUUUCUAAAACUUCAGGGGCUGUGAAAAUGAGGAAUGGAGUGAGACAGUUAGCAGUGAGGCCACAGUCUGUGUUCGUCUCCCCACCCCCAAAGGAUGAUAACCUGUCCUGCUCCCUGCGCAGGAACGAAUCCUUAACUACUACAGACCAUCUAAGGGCUGUCCGCCGGAAUUCCUCUUUCAGCAGUGCGCGAUCACAGCCUGGUGACUCGAAGGCAAAGCAGACUGAUCAAUCGGGCAUAGAGGGAUUGGAGACAACCUCCAACUUAUCCACUCAGCGCAAUGGAAUCCCGGUGUCCACUGUCCGGCCAAAGCCCCUUGAAAAAUCCCAGUUCAUCCACAACAACCUCAAGGAUAUAUACGUUUCCAUUGCAGACUAUGAGGGGGAUGAGGAGACGGCAGGGUUUCAGGAAGGUGUCUGCAUGGAGGUCCUGGAAAGAAACCCAAAUGGUUGGUGGUACUGUCAGAUCAUGGAUGGUGGGAAACCAUUUAAAGGCUGGGUGCCCUCAAAUUAUUUGGAGAAAAAAAAUUAAUGUUGCAAUAUCUUAAAAUUCCCUAAUUUAUACUGUUCCUGCUGUGUACAUCUGGGGAAAAAAAUUGCUACACCCACAAAAACAUUUUUCCUCAUGCUCUAGUUUGUGCAAAGGGACUGACUGAUUAAGCUGUGCUUUGUUUGCAGAGCUUUAUGGGGUUAACAUGGCCUGAAGGAAUUUAAGCAAAGAAAAUGAUACAGUCAAACGUCUUUUUUUUUUUUUUUUUGAAGCUGUUGUUAAUCUGUGUGUAACAGGGUAUGAUAUCCCAUCUUUCCUGUUAAUGGUAGGAAACCAAACGUGUGCCUUUGCGAGAGAUACAAACUGAUGCAUCCACUCGAGGAAAUCGUUGGGGGGGAGUUUAGUGCCAAACUUAGACAUUUUAGAAUCUCUGCUUCCUCUCUCCUUCCUCUCAUCUCCACAUGGAAUAUCCAGAAGUUUUGAAUGUGUUUUCACAACUUUUAACUGUGCAAAGUGAGUGGGAAUUUGAUUCUAAAAUGCAGAGGAGAACCCCAGCCCUUUCUAGAAGCUCAGAUUUUUUCACUCUUCUCAACAGUCAGUUCCAGCGUUGGAGCCUUUUCAUCGUGGAGAGAUUUGGUCUCUGACUUCAACCACAGUUUGUGAUUAUUACUAAACCUCAGAAAUGACAUUCAGGAGGCGUUUUGGGUUUUUUUGGCUGCCUUUUGUUCUGUCUCUAGGCUCUUGAGUUGAGACUCCAGGUGUUCUUAUGGCCUGUAGGGCUACCAGGUGCUUGCAAACACACCACAAAAACAAACCUAUGGACACAACUUUGUGAACAAUGAUUACUUUAAAUACUCCUUGUUUAGUUCAGUGUGGUGACUCCUGCCAAGAGAUCCAGGUUGAUUCUCUUUCCUGAACUGGGUUUUUCCAAAUUGUCACAAUUUUUAAGUAUUCAAAAUGCCUCUGAGGCCUCAAAGAAGAAAAGCAAUCAAACGCGUUACUCCCGUUUUCGCUGUCAGAUACAAAUUGGAGCACAUUCACAGGACCCACAAAGCUGUAAGUUAGAAACAGCCAUAACCUGUUGCGGCAUCAGUGUUUACAAAGGGGGUGGUGGAGAAGCCAUGGAAUUCAGUAUGCACAAUCUUUAAUUUGUAUAUUUUGGGGGAGUUGUUUUUGUUUGUCUUUCCUGUGCAUUCUGGGUAUUUUUUUUAAUUGUGCAUUGAUUUACCAAAAAAGACUCUUUAGUUUUCACUUAAAUAAAAAAAAAGUAGGAGUCAAUUUUGUGAUUGGAUUCCCACUUGAAUCCAAAAAGUACAUUUGUACUGCAAAGAAUGCAUGGAUUUUCAAGCUCAAAGAGAGAUCUAAUAACAAAGCAAUUAAGGCUACAAUGUGACUAGCUGCCUCUUCCCCCCACCCCACCCCCACUUUUCCUUCAUGUUAUUUAUAACUCUAAUGCUUUAAAACGUGACCCACGGGUGGCGGGGCGGGAAUAUACAACCAUUUGGAAAGGGCUUGGAUUAGACUGGUUCCUGAGGUAGCCAGCUAUUGUACUGUAAGCAUCAGCCACUAUAAAUCCAUACUGUACUGGAGGAAGUCUUGCUUUUGGCAGUUUUUUGAUGGGCUCCUUAACCAUUUAAGUGAAGAUCAAUAUCCAGUUUCUUUAAGAGGCAGCAUUUUUGUGUCCUGUUUUAAAGGGGAAAAGUCAAUUAUUUCACUGCUCGUGUAUUACACAAAAUGAUACAUGCCCUUUUAUUUUCCAGCCAAACUUCAUACCAAUUAUUGGCAUUGGGAAGAUAAAGGGUCUGAUGAUUUAGUUAGCUGGAACCCAACCUGGGGUGGGGCCUAAAAUAGCACAGUAUUGAGUGUGUUGUAGAGUGUUUUCUCUGCCAACAAAACAAUUUACAAGUUGUUCUUGUCUUUUUUUUGUGAUUUUUUUUUGGGGGGGGUUAACUAAUCAUCACGAAAACUUCGAGGGAAAGAUGCCUACAGUCAACAUGACUGACAUCCCUUUGCUAGCUGAAAAACCAUUACGUUGCAAUCCAAGGCUGCAAAUGGAGUUCGGUUGAAACCGUGAUGUCCACGAGUAAUGGUGGGGGAGGGUGUUCUACUUGGAUCCAACGUAAGUCGUGAGGAGGAGGUGUAUCUACACUACCGCCCAUAUCAAAAUGUGUAGAGUCCUCUCUCUGCCUUAUGUUUUACUAUAUAUAUGUAUAUACCCAGUUAACCACAUCUUACUGGAUGUCUGUCUGAGGCACUGCAGUCCCAUCUCUCAUGCUUCUACCCAUUUUUAGUUGUACUAAUAUGGUAGCAGUCAUUACAGACUGCUGGAGCUGUUGUGAGAUUAUAAUAGAAGUAUUCUAUUCUUCUGCUGGACAGUAUUAAAUAGAGCAAUACAUAGUUAUCUGCUAGAUUGCAGUACUAACAGUAGUGACUUAGUGACUUGUGUAAUGUUGUUUUGAUUUACUUUAACAAUAAUGAUGCGGAAGUGGUUCAUUAUUUUGAAUUAAUGCACUUUAACAAUAAAAAAACCAAAAUGGAAGUCAACACAGCGAACUAAGUGCAUUAUUUAAAGGUGCAGUAUAUAAUUUUCAUUUUUUUAAAAAGCAUGUAUUUAUUAAAAUUAAUUUAUAAUUAUUUAAAAAUAUGCUAAAGUUUUUGUUUUGACAGCACUUUCAUGCUGUCAUCUCCCAAGGAGACAAAAAACACAGCUCCCAAUACUUCUGCGUUGAGCCACUGAACUCUCAAAAUACAGAGCAGCAUGACUUGAGCUCUUGCCGAGAGAGAGAGACGUUUCUGAUUAGAGAGCAAACCAUUUAGGAAUAUUCAGAUUGCAUCCAACAAAGGAAAGGCCACCGAUGCAAAGAAUCUCUGAGUGGGAGGAGACCUCUGGUGAGGCCAUUGGAGCCUGCACUGGGACUGGAUUGAUUUCAUUAACCCUAAUCUUCCCCUUUCUGUGUGGGUGUCAGGGUAGCUUUGAACACCUCCAUGAGCCUGGGCUCUGAAUAAGGUUGUGGAAUAUUGAGGUGCUCAAACCCCACUAUGACCUGGUGGUAAUCUCAGGAUCAAGCCAUUAGAAUCGGGGCCAUUGUUAAACUUUAUAACUAAAGUCACUGUCUUGCAUCCCUCCCUACCUGCCAGUACACUAAGUAUUUCCCAUUGCACCUUAAACCAGAGUUGCUUGUUCUGCCCUAAUUGAGGGACUUGGUUUGGUCUUGGUCCUUGUGUACAUUGUGCCCAGCCAGUCAUCAACAGCACGGUUGGCUGUGGUGUAGAAUGAUUUAUAUCAACAAGGUACAAAAGAAUAUCAGGACCUGCAAAUGUUCGUGUCUUGCACAGGUUUUCUCAAGCAUCUGUUCUGCUCCGCAACUGAUGAUUACUCCUGUGAAGCUUCUUUCAGAUUUCAUAGGAGAAGGCAGAGUUGCGAAGUUCAGAUUCUGGGUAAUAGCCUCCUCCCCAUAAACACUACACACACGUACGCCCAACAGAAUGGAAAGUGACAAAUGCACUUGAAUCUAAAUGAGAGUUUGUGGCUCAGAAAUUAAUCUGAGCCACAUAAACAUCAGAUCCAGAUUACCCGCUAUUCGGGAAUGAUCAGAUCUAGGCUUCACUUAAAUUCAGUGGUUGUGUCGUAAUUUUCAGGUUUAAAAGGAUGUUUUACGAAAGCAACGUCAUUAGUCUAAAUACUGUUGUCGCCAAACUUCCCUCCCCCACUUUAAGAACACUGGACCUGAAAGAAAUUAGAGAAAGAUGUGUUGAGUUUUAUAUUUGAUGACAGCACUUUUUGUGUAGUCAGUCACUGUUUCCCUGUGUAGCCAGCUAUUUUCCCCUCGGGUUGUUAAGAUCCUUUAUAAAGUAACAGAGGAGAGAAGCUCCUUUUUCCCCCCUACCCACCCAAAGAAAUAGGAAAAUUUGAUUGUAAAACAACAAAAAUUGGCAGGGUGACUCGGGGAAGAUGAAGGAAGUGUUCAUGGCCCUUUAAUUUUUUGUACUGAAUUUGCCAAAAGUGACACUGUGACUUUGAACAAUUUUUAAAUGUGUGAGAGAACCUCACUUUAUAACAGCAAAUACAUAAUUCUAUCUUGGUGUUUUUAAAAAAAACUUGAAGCAAGUAAAAAAAAAUCUGGAGAGCUACUGAAGUAUUUUGUGGAGUCAGAGUGCCCUCUUGUGGUAGGAGGAGAUGCAUGCUGCCAUUCUAUUGGGCUAAAUGAUUGCUUUGAUCAUCCAGCCAUGCUUUCCAAAAAGUAUAAAAUGUGGAAAUUGAACCUGCAAAAGGCCAAAAUGCAGUUCAAUUAUACCAAAUUCACAAAUGUGAAAUUUUGUCUUGCUGUAUACUGCAACUUUAAUAAUAAUGAGCACUUCUGAGUUCGUUAUUGAGGUUUAUAUAAUGCCUGAAAAGCUUUCUUGAUCCCCAAAAGAAUUUUUCCAAAUUAACUUUUUUUAAAAAACUUUUCAGCCUUACCCACUUAAAGGCAGUUCCUAUUAAUUGGCUUAACCUUUUGUGCCUUGCAAAAUGUGCAUCAAUGACUGAUGUUGUUUGUAAAACCCAGUCUCAAUGCAGAAGACAUUAAAUAUACACUGCCUGGUAUUUUAACUGAUACGUAUUCAUAUGUAUUGAUUGCAAGUCACCUUAAAAAAAAGUGUACCAUAGUUCAAAUUUUAGCAAGGAUUGGAUAACUAAAGGCCAAACUUUGUUCAUAGUUGAACUGGUGUAAAUGGAAUUACUUCAUAUUUACACUGGUAUAACUAAAAUCAGAAUUUGGGCCUCAAAAGAUUCCUUCUAUAGCAAUGCUCUAGUUCUUGACGAAGGCAUUAUAUAAUUUGUUUUUAAUCACUUUCAGAUCUUAGUGCAGCAUAUGUUAUUGUAAUAUAUAUUCAUUGCUUUCCUCAGUUAAAGAAAAGUUACUGCUUUUAUCAUUUAGGAGAAACACAAGGGAAUUUGGUAAAGCAUUCAUUAUUUUCAUGUUACUAGUAUUAACAGAGUAGAAUGUGUACUGUUUAAUUUUAGGCCUUUUUAGGCAGCUUGUUAAUAAUUCGUAUUUUGCUGUGUUGUAUCUUACUAAUGUGUUUAUUACAUUUUUCCCCAAAUACUCUGCAUUCUCAAGAAAAAAAAUCCAAUGAGUGGAUAAGUGCAAUAUUCACAGAAUAAACAGGCCCCUCAUCCAGGACUUGGAGCAGAGCGCACAGUGUGAAACAUCUGUAAUUUUAACUCAUGCACUCUUAAGAAAAUUUUGGAGGAAUCGGGAGGGAGGGGGGUCAGUUGGAAGGAAAUACAACUCGGGUACAUAUGGAUUGUUGACUGUUGGGUUUUUUAUGGAAUGACUGUUUCAUAAGCAAAACACCUAUUAGCAAAAAUGCAGAGAUUAUACUUGCAUGUUGCAAGAGCCCUGGAUGGAAUAUGCAUGGAUGGAAUAUGCAAGAGUGCCCUUAAUUAGGCAUGAUACCUGUAUUACCCUUUAAACACAUCCUUGUAUCAUCUAUGCCUGAUCUUUCUCUUUCUCCAGUGCAUUUUUUUUUUCAGCAAAUUCCCCAUGCUAAACUUCAGAAUUUAUGGUAAUUUUAGAAAGGGAUAAAAAUGUUCAUGGUUUAGGCCUAGGAUUCAAUAGUGUCCUGUCUUUUUUGUGUUUAUUAAUAGGGCCAUGUGACUUCUCCCUUCAUUUUUGUCAAACCAAAAAUAAUUCACUGUUCUCUCUGUGAUGACUUCUUACCUGUGAAAUUUCACAGUGGGAUUGUUGCAUUGAAACAGGAAAGUUUGCAUUUUGACUUCCUAUUCUGAUGUGAAAAAAUAAAUAAUUUUGGAUCUGCAAUUUUGACACUCUUCCUUUUUUUGAAAUUUCCAAUUCAAGUUUUCAAUCUGAGGGACUAUUUUGAGUGGAAAAUGGACUCAUUUUCACCCAAACAGCUCUAGUUUCAAAUAAACUGCAAAAUCUCAUAUCCUUGCAAAACUGGAUUAUUUUCACUAAGUUCAAAUGAAAUGCGAAAACCAGAGCUUCAGGCUCUGACUUCAUGGAACAUAUUUCAUGUUGCCCAGGUUAAUAUGCUUGGGGGGCUUGCACUGCAUCUUAGUCUCUCUCUCUUGUCUCUUCCCACCCCAGUUCACUCCUGCCCUGCUAUUACUUACGCUCUCCUCAGACGCUUGUCAUGUUGUAGGCAAGUCCUUUGCAUUUAAACAGCAAAACUGAGCUCAGCUGACCAUCUUCUUCCAAAAUCCUGUAGGUAUCCUUUCAGGACAGGAACGAAGAGCUUAACGGAGUAACCUUAUUUCAUUUUGUGGGGAGAGGUCUUGGUUCUCCUCUCAUACUUCCCAUACAUCAAGAGUAACUCCACUAACACCCAUGCAGUUACCCUGAAAUAAAACCAGUCUGUCUAAGAGUCAGGCCCUGAGGACGAAGCCUUAACGUGACUCUGCUGUUUGACUUUUUUUAUGGGAAUUUCUUCCCCAGAAUUUCAAAGCAAAAUUGAGACUCUGAUUUGAAAACUGCUAACAAGAUGACAUACAAUGAUCCCCUUUACAGCUGGUCGUACUUAACACUUUAAUAUCGACUGGCGUUCUGCUGCUAGUGGCGAGUGUCCUGCAAACCAGAUCUCCCCUUAAAAAUCCAGGAAACUGACACUCUGCUGGAGAAGGGGUUACUGUAUAUAACUUUACCAUUUAACAGGCACGGAUUGGAUGAUCUGAGAACAAACGUGUCUGUGUAAAUUAUUUUACAUUUUUGUUUUAGGUUUUUGGUGGCGGCAGAGAGAUAAACCAGGCAGAUGUUUGGAGAGCUUGUCUUUUAAAUGUUUCACGGCCCUAGUGUCCAUGUCCCAGUGCCUGUGUUUUGUCUCUGUCGUCCCUCUAUACAUCUCAGUAUUUGUUUUGUUUAAUUAUAAUCUCCGGAUCAAGUACUGUACAGAGGGCCUGAUCCAGAGUCCACUGUAGCUCAUGGGAGUCUUCAUUGACUUCAGAAGGCUUGGGAUCAGGCCUACAGGUUGCUGUUUUCCCACCUCCUCAGACCCAACUUGUAACCAAAUGCCGAGACUUCUGUAAAAACAGGCGUCCAUAAUUGCUACAAAGUUAGAUCCCUCAUUUUUUUUGGAGGGGCUUAUGUAAAUUUGUGUGCGUGUGUGUGCGUGUUGCGGUUGGGAAAUCAUUUUCACUAAUAUCCUCACUAUAGGAGCCCAAGUUCUGCUGUUUUCUGGAGGAAAACUGUUGAAAUAAAAAGCCUGUCCAUUGGGAAUUUUCCCACAGGGACUCUUGGGUCAGGCUCAACAUGGGCAUAGGCAGAAUAAAUUGGUCUCUUCCAUUUUAGAUUCACAGGGUUGGGCUGGUCCCACACAGGGUGUUCAUAGUUUGUUCUUGCAUUCAGGUAGCUUUUAAUUCUAGUUGGAGAGUGCAAUUUAAAUAAAUAAACGGUUUUAAAGCUUCACACUGGCGUUUUACAGACCUGUCCUUUUGCAGCAUAAGCCACUGCUGUCCUGUGUUGAGACUCCUGUUUGUUACUGAAUCAAAACAAGGGUUGGUGGAGGGUGGGGUGGGGAGAUAAGAAGAAGAAUAAUUUGGUAAAAGACUAUAGAGGUAACUGGACAAUGGUAGUGGCGGGGAAAAGGGAAGUGAUUAGAUAAAGAUCAAUUUUGAUCCAGGGAUGUUUCUUCUUAAGGCCAUAAAUUAUUGGGUUUGACACUGCAGGUGCUUUCACUAUGUAUUUUUUUUAGUAUAUCACUGCUCUGUAAUACAUUAUGAUUUAUUGUUGCCCAAUGUUCAGUUUUACACAGCAUGAUAAAAUAUAACAACCUCUAUCCUGAAGUUCAUGAUCCGCUGAGGUAAGACAAAUGUGUUCUGCAUUUGUUGUAAUCAAGGAGCCUUGUGCAUCUGGGAGAUCUAGAUAAUGUCGAGGUUCAUCAGAAGGUCAAAGCUGGCAAGAUGGUCUAUUCCCAGAUCUUUAACCCGGCAGUCCCUUUUCGUACUGUUGCGAAAUAGCCCUUCGCUAGUGACGCUGCUGGGAAAUGUCUGAGGCUUUUAUACCUUGUACGUUGUGAUCUUGCUGUUCUGAUACAGGAGGAUUAGCUGGUUACAAAGGUAGCUGCUUCUCUAGUUCUCUUCUUCCACCAUAAUAAGGGCAGUAAAAACCAGUGGGCAUUUGGGAAUCUUUUUGAAAUCUCUAAACUUAAGCUUUUAAUAUUUACUUUUAAUUUUAGGUUCCCCUAAUGAUUUCAUCUGUAGCUGUAAGCCCUUGACUUCUACAGAUCAGUGUAAUAUAUAAACUCUAAGCACUUGGCAGCCUUCACUAUGCAAACAGUUAAAUACUUAUAUGAAAAUUAUUCUUGUACUGUUUUCUGUGGUCAUCCGGGAAACAAAGGGCAAGAACAAAUACCUAUGUGUUAGUCCAGAACUUGAACUUCAAAUGUGCCAAAUUAUGUUCUGAAUCUAGAACUCGUAACAUUCAAGUAGGAUCAAUUCCUUCCACUCUAGAAGCAGUCAUCUUCCUGAACCAAAAAAGAACGCUAAUUGUCUCAGGAAUACAUCUUAAUUGGCGCCGUUGGAAAAGGAGAAUGAAAAACAAUAAAUAAACACCAAGCAAUUGGUGGAACGAUUGAUUACCAGUGUUUAAUAAGAAAAAACAACAAACCCAGAGAAGGACCAAGUUACUAAUUGUUUCCAUUCUCUAGGCAAUUUCUCAGUUGUAUGAGGUACUGGGUAAGCAUGCUGAAAAGGAGGGGGAAUUACUUGUGGUGAAUUUGGGUGUAAGGAGUGGUUUUGGAAGCAUGGUCUGUCUCUCACUGCACUUGCUUUUUUCUGUUCUGGGAAUCUGAACUGAGAGUUACAAUCCAGGGAUUGUGUGCAGAGUAGCUGCAGUUUUGCUGGUUGGUUGUUCUGACUUGAUUAUCCAAGUGCUCAGUUGUUAAUUUCUUGUCAUUCAUCAAAAUGCUCUCUCCUUAUUUUACAAUGUUUAAUUGCAAACAGCAUCUGUUUGUUACCAUAGAUGGCAGUGUUUUGAAGAGGAUUAAGCCUAUAAUCCUCCAGUUCUCAGGAUUUGAAAUUUCAUAUCUACCUAAAUGAGUCUCACCAGCGACCUGAUCACCUGCUUGUGUUGACUUUGAGAAUUAGGCCAGAGGUUUUCAAGUGGGUCCUUAAAUCCAUAUUUAGGUGUCUAAAUAAGUGGCCUUGUUUUCAGAAGUACUAAGCAACAACAUUCCCAUUAAAAUCAGUAGGAGCUGUGGGAGCUCAGAAGUCCUGAACGUCAGGACUCUGAUUUGGGUGCCUAACUGUCUUGAUAAAUCAAGGCCAUAAGGCACAUACCUAACUUUAAACAUGGGAGUGCGCCGAUUGACUCAGGCACAUGCCUAGGCCUGUGCGUAAAGUUGAGCGUUGACGUAUCCUGUUCAGUCCAGACGUAAACGUAGUGUUAGACAUCCAAGUUUGAAAAUGUGAGCAAGUAUAAAAGUCCAAACACUGUGUGGGGCUUGUGGAUUUUGUAGGUGGCUGACGUUUUGAAUGUGACCAUAAUUAUUGGACGCUGCGGUGUACUGGUCUGGGUUUCCAUUGACUGAUGGGUAGGAAUGUAACCAUCUGCGAGAGAGAGGCUGUGAGAGUAUGUUGGUGGCAAGAGGUAGAGAAAUGUGUGGCUGGUCCUGGUGUGUGUGGUAGAGCUGAUUUAUUUAUUUUUUGUAUGUGGAAACGGUUUUGUUUGGCGUUUUCUGGAAGCUGAUGUGGUUUCUGUUGCAGUAUAAAUGAAAGAGAAGAAUUGAGACUUUUAAAGAGAGGAUGAAGGCGGGAGUUAAUUCAGCUUGUUUUGGGGGAGGUGAAAUAAAGCGGUGAUGGCAUUUAUUGUUCCUUCCCAAGGGAGGAAGAAAAGUACAGGAGAAACCAUUCCUCAAGGAAUAACGUUGGGCCACAUGCACUGCUGGUCCACUGAGCGGCUCCACUGUAGUCAGCAGAGUUUCACUUGCUGGUGGAUAAUGCCUAUGAAGUGGAUAUUUGAUCUUAAUGCCACAUCUUGAUCCUAUGGAACUGUUGAGUAUUUUGAUAUUGACUUUAGUAGAAUCAGCAAUUGCCCCAUAAUGUUCUGUAGCAGGGGUGGAGCUAGACCUAGAAGUGUUUUUUCUUUUGAUCGCUUGCUAGAGAGGGAACGGUUUGUUUGUGCAGCAGACCUGCUUCUGCAAUAGUGACUUGCCAGGUGGAAACAGCUGGCAACACUGUGCCCAUUAAAUGGAUUUCCCAACUGGUAAAUCAGUUGUGUGACGUAUAGAAAACACCUCUUCUCCCCCCCCCCCAAAUCCUUUGAUUAAAUGUACUUCGCAGGUGGCGUCACCAUUUGCUAAUGAUGAUUUUUUGAAAUGGUCACUGUGAAACACCCUCCCAAUCUCUGUCUAAAAUGACAGAAAACUAAAAGCCUGUUUGAUCAGCCUUCAAGUCUGCCUUUUAAACACCUUGGUAUAGAGUUCCGAUCAGCGAAGAGGAAUUUGUUUUACCUGCAAAGAACGAGGACUGCAUCCAGAGUGGAAAAAUUGACUCUUCUCUCCUCCCCCACCCCCCAAGUAAAUGUUGUCUUCCCUCUGUGGUUUAGUGCCGGCCAGUCAGCGAGCAUGCUUUAGCCAGUGUGAUAUUCUAAUGAGAAGUCAUUUACCUGGUCUGGGCCGAUUCUGAACGUGUGGCUCUCUGCCAGAUAACUCCCACUGAGGGGCACAGUGAUAUUCUCAUUGUUCUGCUCUGGCUGCGAGCAAGGUGGCGAUAGCCCUGCCUCUGGUAAAACAUGAUCCUUGUAUAGUCCAUGCCCAUUGGGUGGCCUUGAUAUUUUAUUUUUUAAUUUUUUUUUUUUAAGCCUUUAUUCUUCCUGGCUCACCCUAACUGUCUGAUCCAGAGCUGGCUUCCUCGUCGUUUCUUUACUGGAUAUGAUACAAACCAAGCAUAAUAACUGUGAUUGGAACUAUGAGGUCCAAACAUUUUUGCAGUUAAUGCUACAGGGUUCAGCUGAUCUUCAGGCAUGCCACUGGCCUGUGUGGGACUAAGAGGCGCAGUAAAUGUAACAUUUGCCUCCUUUCCUGUAUCAGGUUUUUGAUUUGUUACAUUCACAAAAUACAUCUUGCCGAGCAGUACUUGACCAAUUCCUAUUGCAAUUCUUUUUGGCUAAGCAGCGUUAGUGUGCUCACUUUUCUAGCAGAGUGUCUUCUGCUACAGUCAAGUGAAAAUGUUUUAUUCAUUAACGAUUAAAAUUCUGUGGAUUACUUAUUAAAUGAAGAAUAAAAGCCAUAUUAUCUGUCAAGGAUAGUCCAAAACAUGACAUAUGGCAACUAUUGUGUGUGUGACUACACAUGCCAAAAAUUUCAGACUGGUGUUGCCUAUGUUUAGAUUCCUAAAUCCAUAUUUAGGUAUCUAGUAAUACCAGCUUGAUCUUCCGGAGGUGCCGAGCAGCUUCAGCGCCCAUAGAACAGGAGUUGUAAGGGCUCAGAACCUUUUGAAAAUCAAGAUACUUCUAUUUGAGAGUCUAAAUAUAGGGCCAUUCAUCUGAAAAUGUUUGUUUGGCCAUGAUAAUCCUAAAAUCUGAUGGUCUGGCUUAUGGACCCAGAUUCCUCCAAGAAAUGUCACAAAUCAACAUGAUCAUGUCCUGUACCAUGAUAGUGCCAACUUUGGCAUCUGUGUAUUUGAUUUUGGUGGAAAGAUGGAAAAAGCUCUAAGCCAUGCAGCUCCAUAUUGCGUGUCUAUCAAGAAUGUCCAGUCAGGGUUUGGAAUAAAUGAUGCCUGAUAAACAAAUGUCUCAGUCUGAAGUAUCUGGGCUAAAUCUUCUGAAUUGCCCAAGAAGCCAAACGGUGCUCCUGUUCCAGGCUUCUGCCCGCCUCAUCUAGUAACCUGUGCUGUCGGGAGGGAUGGCAGGAUGCUGAUGGAAGGGGAAAACUGCACACACAAGCGGUUGUCCAACCCUUUCUCAGCUAAAGUUUGGAGCGAUUUUAGGCCAUCUGCGGUAUUAGAGCAGCAUGAGGACUCACAGAGCCAUGGGCAUGUCCUAUUGUACAAAGCUACAGACUCUUCCAAGGCUUUGCUUAUACUGUCUUGAGUGAUCGUUAUUGUUUUGCAUGCACCGUUUCAUCGGAACAGCAGCCAUCUCCACACCCGUGCAUGAUCAGCAGAGGCUUGUGAGGGACUUCUGAAAUUUUAGGGCUGUCUUCUCAGUUUUACUACAAGUUCUUGCAGUGUGAAACUACAAUAUUUAAUGUCUCAGGCAGAGAGGGCUUGCUAAGUAGACUGUACUUAUGGUCAUCUCCCAGUUCAUUGAUAGCUUGGACCAAAGGUGGUGCUAAAUAUCUUUAAUAUUUGUAAUAUUUAUGUUGUCUUUAAGUAUUUUAUCACAAAGAUGCAGUGUCCUUUUAAAAGAGAAAUCUAGCCCUUGGUUUUAGGACCUGGCAAAACCCCUGAGGGACUUUCAGGGGGUCAGGGUUGUUGCUUAUUAAAAUUCGAGCAGGCUUCUUGUAUUUUGAGGGCCAGUGGGGGAAAGGAUGCUCUGUCUUCAAAUGCUUGCAGAUUGUAAGAUUUGGUUUGUGAUAAUGUUUUUUGUAUUUUGUUUACAUCUCCUCUUAUAUGCCCUAAGAACAAAAAUAAAGGUUUUUUGAUCAUUUUGUGUC